Molecule: messenger RNA, 429 nt
Organism: Macrosiphum euphorbiae (potato aphid)
Lineage: Eukaryota; Metazoa; Arthropoda; Insecta; Hemiptera; Aphididae
Source: the annotation of a GenBank genome assembly
AUGCUGAAGAAUUUGUGUUAUGGUGAAAAUGUAUUAAAUUCUUGGGGUGAUUUAUUUGGAAACUUAGGAAAUGAUAUCUCUGUUGACAAUACAUCAGCGUGGAAAGGUGUUCUUUGCUCUCCGUUUGAUCCUCGUUACUCUCAAGCAAUAAUGAAAUCUCAUGUAUGGCCUGGAGCUUUUGCAGUUGCUUACAGUCUCCAAACCGACUUUAUGUAUAUUGGAUGGGGUCAAAAGCAUGAUUAUAAUAUGCUUUAUAACAUUUUUAUGGACGAAAUUAAAAUGGAAAAUCCAACUCAAGAUGAUACCUUUACGGUGGAGUUUCAAGAAUUUACAAAGAAAGAGAAAAUGGAGAAUGAAAAACAUCGCGUACGUAAAAAACGUAAUAACCCUUUUCCACUACGAUUAAUCGUACAAAUACAAAGGUGGUGA